GUCCCCCUUGUGUUGCCAGAAAUACUAGCUACUAACUUUUGUUUUAUUAAUUCUCCCUACGAUAACACAAUUAGUGACAGUAUCAUUAUCAUAAAUUAAUGAGUCUAAUACCUGUGUUGGUUAGGUGAGCUGUUGUGUGGAUGUAGAUAAGCGAACUAUUCCAGAUGCCGAACAGCGGUGAGGAGUGGCAGGUGGCCCGGCGACGGAAGGGAGCAGGCCGCAGAGGGAAGAUUCCUCACACGGCCUGUCAUGAACCUGGACACGCCGACGCUGUGGACACAGACAGGACCAAACAAAGGAUCACAGAAACCAUGGCUGAACUGAGGUGUGCAGACUUCUGGUUUGAGUGGAGAGAUCGACUGACGGCUGUGGCUAAGGCAGACUCCCCAGAGGUUAGAGGGGACCCAGCAGCAGGCUCUGACCCAGGACCUGAGGGUGGGGACCGGGCCCGGGAGGCCCCUAGCGGCCCACUGGAGUGUGUGUGUUAUGGUCUGGGCUCCUUCUCUUCCUGUGUGACAGCUCGUUACCAACUAGCUAUGCUGCUAUUGAUUCUGGAGUCACUACAGAUCCCUAUGGAGCAGUGCAGUGUGUACGACCCUGUGUUUUCCUCAGGUGAGAUGGAGAUACUGAGACAGCUUGGCCUCACCGUGCUGACUGAGAACGAGGAGGGGAAGCGAGCAGUGUCGAGGCCAACUCUUUUCUACCUGAUGCAUUGUGGGAAGGCUCUGUACAACAACCUGCUGUGGAAGAACUGGAGUAGAGAUGCACUGCCUCUACUGACUAUCAUAGGAAACAGCUUUGCAGGCAUACAGGACAGGAUGAUUCAGAGAGAACUCAAGAGAGACUACAGCUACAUAGCACACGCUGUGUGUGUGUGUGAGGAGUGGCCCCUUCCAUGCCCGUCCCGACUCCUGGACAUCUUCAAUGACACUGCCCUCAUCACCUUCAAGCCCAGCAGCCUCUGCAACCUCCCACAAUCCACCUGGGGGGAAGCACCAGAGCCCCAAUACCAACACUGCCCCGAUCUGGAGAUCAUACAGAGGCCCACAGAGAUGAGAGAGGUGGAGGAUGAAGGAGUCAUUGUGGUCUCUGUGGUUCCCAGUGAAAUGAGAGGAUAACAAGGAUUUUAUCCCCCCUUGUAAUCCUUUGGUGGGACAUUUUCUUUUUGGGGUAAAUUUAUUUUCAGGGUGGAAAAACGAGUUAAGUUUAAACUUAAACUAAAACUAGAUAUAAAGUAUGUAGAAAAGUCAAUGAACAUAUAUAUUUUUUAAAUAAUAUAAUCUUUGAGAACUAACAAUCAC
Molecule: messenger RNA, 1301 nt
Organism: Salvelinus sp. IW2-2015
Lineage: Eukaryota; Metazoa; Chordata; Actinopteri; Salmoniformes; Salmonidae
Gene: srrd
Product: SRR1 domain containing
Biological process (GO): microtubule-based process
Cellular component (GO): nucleus; cytoplasm
Source: RefSeq, a predicted model, not a curated record